AGACAACAAAGAUGGCAGCUGGGAGCAGCAAUUACUGGGAAGACCUGAGGAAACAGGCGCGGCAGCUGGAGACCGAGCUGGACCUGAAGUUGGUCUCCUACAGCAAGCUGUGCACCAGUUACAGUUGCCACGGAGAUGGGUGCGCCGCUCUUCUGGCCAGUCAGCAUAUGAACUGGAACUGGGGCUGAGGGCAAGAACCAAUCCAUGGGCAGAAGAGACUGCUUUCCAAUUUGUGGGGCUCCCGCUCAUGCUGCUCCAAACAGCAUCUGCUGCAGUCCUCUACUCAGGCCACAUGUGUCUGCUGACCCACUUGGACACCACACCCCUCUUGAAUGGCUCCAACCAAGACAGGAUGUUUAACACGAUGGGCGUUGAGAUUGAGCAGCUUCUGGUAAAGUUGACUGGCAUUAACGACAAAAUGGCCGAAUGUACCAGUGUGUCGGGCAUGACGUCACACAAUGCUGCGCUCAUGCAUACGCUGCAGAGACACCGAGACAUCCUCCAGGACUACACUCAGGAGUUCCACAAAACCAAGGGCAACUUCCUGGCAGUGCGGGAGAGGGAAGACCUACUGGGCUCGCUCAAGAAGGAAAUGGAGACGUACAAGAGCAGCUCAGGGAUAAACAACAGGAGGACGGAGCUUUUCCUGAAGGAGCACGAGCAUUUGAGGAACUCAGACCACUUGCUGGACGACACGAUAAGCAUUGCUAUGGCAACCAAAGAGAACAUGACAUCCCAGCGUGGGUUGCUGAAGUCCAUUCAGAGUCGGGUCAACACUCUGGCCAACCGGUUCCCAGCCAUCAACAACCUCAUCCAGCGAAUCAACUUACGGAAGAGGCGGGACUCCUUCAUUCUGGGCGGAGUCAUCGGAGUCUGCACCAUUCUCCUCCUGCUCUAUGCAUUUCACUGACAGAUUCCCCCGCGGUCGGGAAGGGAGCGGCUUUUUAACUUAUGUGACCAAAUUGGAUGGCUAGGGGUGUGGGUAUGCUACACUGCUAUUUUUGCUUUUGGUACCGGAGGAAGGCGAGCCCAGCCGAGCCCAAUGGGUUUCCCCAGACAGGAUGAGCUACAGGGGCCUGACAGCCUCCAGGUGGUGGUAGGGGGUG
This is a messenger RNA of Brienomyrus brachyistius, 1106 nucleotides long. RefSeq names its product Golgi SNAP receptor complex member 1-like. The transcript is spliced from 9 exons. Gene Ontology annotation, cellular component: Golgi membrane; Golgi medial cisterna; SNARE complex. The record is from RefSeq and is a predicted model, not a curated record. Gene Ontology annotation, molecular function: SNAP receptor activity. NCBI's taxonomy places the organism in Eukaryota, Metazoa, Chordata, Actinopteri, Osteoglossiformes, Mormyridae. Gene Ontology annotation, biological process: endoplasmic reticulum to Golgi vesicle-mediated transport; vesicle fusion. Bases 248 to 910 code for a protein of 220 amino acids.